This is a messenger RNA of Penicillium brasilianum, 477 nucleotides long. The record is from the annotation of a GenBank genome assembly. Lineage: Eukaryota; Fungi; Ascomycota; Eurotiomycetes; Eurotiales; Aspergillaceae.
AUGGCGGAACCCUUGCUCCCCCAGGCGGUAUUCCGGUGCGGAACUGCCUCUAAUGCCGACAGCGAUGCAUCGCAAGGCGGCUCUAGCAGCGCAACGACUCAGGUGGCUCCUGCGGAGAGCACCGCUCAGGGCGAAAUUGAUCCGGACACGAUCGAUGCGUCCGAGGGUGGCGUUACCGGGGGCGAUCCGGUCUCUCGGCUGAAGGAACAGUUCCCUGGGUACCCGGUCUUGGUGGACCUGACCUCGAUCGACACCCGGGUGGCCGGCUCCCUGGAGGGCAACACCUACAACAACAAGGUCGUCGCCCUGGCCCCGGGCCUUUAUGCCCCAUACAACGCCAACUUCACCGACCUGGACGAGUACUACGACACCGGCAUCGUCUACGGCGAUUCCAUGAUGCGCGACGAGUACCUGCCCGAUACCGGAGGCUCCACCUGGGGAGGCGUGCAACCAGGCACCCAGGAACCGCUGCAGUAG